AUGUUUGGAUAUUUAAAAGAUGUUAUUGAGACUAAUGAGUCUAUACUUGAAACAUUAUAUGAGGAAUAUAAAAAGUCAGCAGACUCUGAGGACAAAAAUCUAAACAUAACGCAAUUAUUAAAAAAAUACGGUUACCCUGUGGAACAACAUGAGGUUACGACUAGCGACGGAUACAUCCUGACAUUCUUCAGGAUACCAAAUGAUGGACCUGCAGUAUUUUUGAUGCACGGUACCCUUUGCAGUUCCGAUGACUUUUUGACCAUAGGAUCUAAUAGUGGACUCGCCUAUUUACUAGCGGAUGCCGGUUAUGAUGUCUGGUUAGGCAACGCUCGAGGCAACGUACAUUCCCGUCGUCACGUCAGCCUGUCGCCAUCUUGCAAGGAAUUUUGGGCCUUCAGCUGGGAUGAGAUUGGCCGCUAUGAUCUGCCAGCAAUGAUUGACUAUAUUCUAGAUAAAACCGGAGAGGAACAGUUAACAUACAUCGGCUAUUCCCAAGGCUCGACAACGUUUUUCGUCCUUUGUUCAGAAUUGCCGGAAUACAAUAAAAAAAUAAACGUAAUGAUAGCGUUGUCUGCUGUAGCGUUUAUUUUUGGUGUUCCUGUGUUCAAUAUAUUCGCCCCACUUGUCAAUCCAUUGGGAACUGCACUCAUAGAUGCAAUAGGUGCGUAUGAACUUCUGCCCAGGAACGGAUUUAUGCAAUAUUUGACAGAUACAUACUGCUCAACUCCUGCGUCUGCAACAUUGAUAUGCGGGAAUAUAUUAUAUCUUAGUUACGGUGCUGAUUUUGCUCAAAUAAAUGCCACAGCGGCUCCUGUCAUUUUUGGCCAUUUACCUGCAGGAUGCUCUACGAGACAAGGUCUGCAUUUUGGACAACUAUCCCUGUCAGGAAAGUUUGCGCAGUACGAUCAUGGGCCUAUCGAAAAUUUCAAGAAGUAUGGACAAUUAACUCCACCUGAUUAUCCUCUAGAGAAGAUCACUGCGCCUGUGGUAAUAUUCUAUUCUCUUUUCGAUCGGGUGACACCUAUUACGAGUGUAGAAUUAAUUAAGAAGAAACUAGGAAAUGUGAAAGAAGUAAUUAAAGUACCAUUUUUACAGUUUAGUCAUACAGAUUAUGUGUUCGCUAGAGAUGUCAAGGCACUUUUAUAUGAUACUGUAUUAGAUGUACUUCCAAAGUACAUUCAUAAUUAA
Achroia grisella is the source of this 1188-nucleotide messenger RNA. RefSeq names its product lipase 3-like. Gene Ontology annotation, molecular function: hydrolase activity, acting on ester bonds. NCBI's taxonomy places the organism in Eukaryota, Metazoa, Arthropoda, Insecta, Lepidoptera, Pyralidae. The transcript has a single exon. Gene Ontology annotation, biological process: lipid metabolic process. The record is from RefSeq and is a predicted model, not a curated record. The coding region runs from base 1 to 1188 and encodes 395 amino acids.